AUGCUUUCAACACUCAAUUAAAAUAAAGAUUAAUAAGCAAAUAAAAAUAUAAAGGAAGUAAUAAUAUAUUAUGUUCUUCAUGUUUAUGUAUUGAAUUCAUUAACAUUUGUAAUAUUUAUACACAUUUGUUAUCCAAAUGCUAUAUCGAAUAUAGAAGAAAAUAAUAAUAUUUGGUAAACCUUGCCAUUUUUGGAUUUUCAUGUUAUGUCAUUUGUCAAUUCAAUUUUUAUCUGGUACAAAUUUAUGAUCAUCUGGUGUAUCUCUAGAGCCUGGGCAUUAAUUGAUGGUAUUUUAUGAAUAUUUAAAUGGUCUUCAGAAAUUGAGAAACCUGAAAAUAUGAAUAGAUGCAUCUAUAAUAAUUAUAGUUUUAGUAGAUUUUGGAGAUUAUGGCAUAGAAGUUUUAAUUAAUGGUUGAUUAGGUAUAUAUAUAUUCAAUCGGAAGGCUCUAUAUACAAAUCUUUGAAUAUGUGGGUUGUGUUUACUUUGUAGCUUUAUGGCAUGGUUUUCAAUCAAUCUUUUUACUUGUGGUGUGAUUUAUUUUUAGCUUUGAUUCUGAAAAAAAAUUAACAAAAAUAUUUCGAUGAGGAAUUCAUCGAUAAAAACCCUGAUUCAAAUUGCUUUACAGAUUAGGAGCAAGAUUCUUAAUUCAAAUGA
This is a messenger RNA of Paramecium sonneborni, 654 nucleotides long. The record is from the annotation of a GenBank genome assembly. Lineage: Eukaryota; Ciliophora; Oligohymenophorea; Peniculida; Parameciidae.